Molecule: messenger RNA, 4888 nt
Organism: Talpa occidentalis (Iberian mole)
Lineage: Eukaryota; Metazoa; Chordata; Mammalia; Eulipotyphla; Talpidae
Gene: CXXC4
Product: CXXC finger protein 4
Exons: 2
Coding region: 1-1134 (377 amino acids)
Cellular component (GO): nucleus
Molecular function (GO): methyl-CpG binding; zinc ion binding
Source: RefSeq, a predicted model, not a curated record
AUGAACACCAACGUCUGCGUGGAGCCGGGGCCGGGCCCCGAGGCGCCGGGGCUGCCCAAGGAGAGCCACCUGCCCGAGGGCGCGCUCAACAGCCUGGUGGAUUACAACUCGGAGAUGGAGCGCUACCGCUCCUUCGCCUCGUCCUUCUACAAGAGCGGCGGCGGCGCCUUCCCGCAGGCCGCCAAGAUCGCGCGCAUCACCACCCCCAUCUUCCCCAGCAGCGCCGCCGCCGCCGCGGCCGCCGCGCGCAUCGGCAUGUCCCCCUGGACCUGCGACAACGCGGCCACCGCGGCCGCCGCCACCGCCAUGCUCUGGGGCAGCGGCGGGGGCGGGGGCGGCGGCGGGGGCGGCGGCGGCGGCGGCGGCGGCGGGGGCGGCGGGGGCGGCAGGAAGUCCUCGGCCGCCGCCGCCGCCGCCGCCGCCGCCUCCUCCGCCGCGGCCUCGGCGGCGCUGCUGCCCGGGGGGCGGCGGCGGCGGCGGCGGCGGGGCGGCGGCGGCGGCGGCGGCGGCGGCGGCGGCGGCGGCGGCGGCCGCGCGGGGCUGCACGCGCGCGGGGACGCGGCGCGCCUGGGCAAGGCGGGCUGCGCGGCCGAGCCCGCGCUGCAGAUGGCGAACGGCAACUUCCUGCCCGCGCUGGCGCCCGAGCACUGCCGGCCGCUGGCGGGCGACUGCGUCAACAAGCUCAAGUGCGGCGCGGCCGACGCGGAGCUCAUGAACCUGCCCGAGCGCGUGGGCGCCUUCCCCGCGCUGCCCGCGCUCGGCGGCCUCUCGCUGCCGCCCGGCGUGAUCGUCAUGACGGCGCUGCACUCGCCCGCCGCCGCCUCGGCCGCCGUGUCGGACAGCGCCUUCCAGAUCGCCAGCCUGGCGGACUGCCCGCCCGGGCCCGCCGCGCCCGCCGCCGCGCCCGCCGGCUCGGGCGCCGCCACGCCCGCCAAGAAGAAGCGGAAGCGCUGCGGCGUGUGCGUGCCCUGCAAGCGCCUCAUCAACUGCGGCGUGUGCAGCAGCUGCCGCAACCGCAAGACCGGACACCAGAUCUGCAAGUUCAGGAAGUGCGAGGAGCUCAAGAAGAAGCCGGGCGCGGCGCUCGAGAGAACGCCUGUUCCCAGCGCCGAAGCAUUCCGAUGGUUCUUUUAAAGCAGUAGUUUAUCUUAUUUUCAAGGCAUUUGGAAGUGAAGGGCACACUAGUGUCUUGUUUUAAGAAACUGCUUAGUCCACCACUGAAGAAAAUAUCCAGAUAUUAUUUUCAUUUUAUGUAUCGGGGUUUCUUCAAAAAAAAAAAAAAAAGGAAAAGAAAAGAGAAAAAAGACCUUUAAAGAUAAUCUGGGAGCGUGGGGAAUCGGCCGGUCUAUUUCAUUUCGAUACACUGAAUCUUUCUUUGAUGUAAUUUAGCUAUCCUAGUGAAGUUGUUGUCUAUUUUGAAAGUGACUGUAAAAAAAAAAAUAAGUUUGGGUAAACCCCUGCUGUAAAAUCAUGUAUCUUUGCAAAGUACAUAUCUAUACUUCAUUUUCAAAUAUAUGUGUUUCAGUACUGUAAACUGUACAGAUAGCAGCUUGUAUUUUGUGUGUUUGGACACAAGGAGACAAUCACGUCUGAGCAUCUAUGGAGAUUAACAGUUUGUACACCACAGUAUGGUUCUGCGAGUUAAAUCUGGAGCAAUAAAUUUUAGCUUUAAAUAUUUUUUUGCCAGUUGUUUCUAGAAGCAACGACAGCCGUGGCGCGUUGCGCUGCGCCCCUCCCCGCAGAGACUCGCUGCCAAGUCUGACAAAACUCAAGGCUGAUGGUGCGUCCGGCAGUGGCCCUCCACCGUCUUGCUGUAAGAGGGGACGGUGUUGCCAGCGCCUCGGUGGACACGGAGCACUGUCGUAGGGUAGUGUCCUGCCAGGCUCCGCACCCAGACGCUGUGCAGAGCAUGCAGCUCCGACGCUGGCUGGCGCGGUUGGUUGGUCCGGGGUCGCACUGUCAGGCGGAGAACUCGGACUAGUUGGGACAUGCAGAUGAUCAGUUGUGUGAUUUUUUUAAGCGGUGUCUUCUAGGGUACAGGAUGAAGUCUCUUAUCUUAGGGGAAGAAAUCCAUGACUAACUUCUUUUCCAAGCCCAACAUGAGCUGUAGGUAUUUUUUGUUGAUGGUUUGCUUUUUCUUUGGGUAGGGAAAUAAACCCUAUAUCAAAUGUAUCCAAAUGUUUUAAUUCCAUGUAUGAUAUUAAACAAGGGUAGUUUUGUCUUAAAAUUUGACUACAUGAAGGUGCCCUGCAUCAAGGCGUGACAGGGUGUAUUUUUAAGUAGAAGCGAAUCAACUACAUUCAUAAAAGUGAGGCUUUUCCAUCUCUUCCUCCUAGCCUCCCAGGGUGCUCCAUUGCUUUCGCCCCUCUCAUUUCUGAGAGGGGUUUUCCUUGCUUUCCUUGCCCGGGAGGCAGGGCCACACAGCCCCAACACUGCCACAGAGCUUCGCAGGGCCGGCGCUCAUUUCUGGGAGGACCAGGUAUUUUUAGGGCAGCCUCAGUCUCUACGGUGGUCCCAUGGGACAAAUAUGAUUUCUGAUGACACAAUAACUAAGAAUUUUCUUCCUUCUGCAAAGACCAUUUUCAGCUUCAGGAGACUAGCAGAGUUUGGCAGAAACACACAAAGUAACAUCUUGUCCUUUAUCCAUUAGUUAUCUUAGCCUCUGACACCCAUUAGCCUCCAGGAAAAUGUUACCAAAAUGGAUCACAUGGAGAAAAAUAACUUGAGAAGGAAAAGGGCGAUGAAAAACACUGGACAUUUUAGAAAGAUCAGCAAAGGAAUAAUUUUAAAAGGCUAGUUGCAGACUUGAGCGGGAAAUAAUAUGACAGGUCUUUAAGAUGUGUGGAGGGCAUGACAGGAGGGGGUGAGUCCCCUCAAAGCCAACGUGGAAAACCUGCAUUACUUCUCUCCCUGGAGCACUGAUGAGCCCCAAGUCCAAGUUAUGGCCAAAUGGGCCUUGUCAGGAAAAUUGGUCAGGUAUUGCCUGUCCAUGUCUAGAGACAGGAAUUAGCUGCUCACACCCUCGGAUGUGCUGUAGGUCCAUUUGGAGACAGCAUUCUACUUAGUGGGUAGCCCUUCUAGGGGCUCUAGUUAGAAUUUCUCCUUCUGCUGUGGGACCAAUGAGAGCCAUGGGCGCCGCUCUUCCGUGUUUAUUUUGCUUUGCUGCUUAAAAUCCACCUGCUAAUUAAUUACAGAUCAGAAGAAACAUGUUCACACUUGAAGGGUAAGCUCUUCUAGCUUUCUGGAAAAUGACGACUGUCAUGGAAGUGAAAUGAACUUGGACUCAGGCACCAUCAGGCCCCAACCAGACCUCAUGGCAGGGCACGGAGUCCAGAACGCAGGCUGGUGCGGUGGUCUCGGUGUGUUUCUGCUUGUUUUCUUAAAGAACUAAUUAAUCUGUAUGUUGUACAAUGUGGUGCUUUACAUAUCAAUUCAGUUUUUUAAUGAAAGGAAAUUUGUCGAUAACCGUAAUGGAAAAGUAUUGCUUUUCUUUAAUUCUCUUACGUGUUUAUUCCUGAUACUGUUCUUUUACACCACCCACUUUUUAGAUGUUUUUGGUGUAGCUCUAUUUAUAUGAUGUAGGGUGCAUAUAAAGUUCUCUGAUGUGGAAGAAAAAUAUUUCUGUCUGGCCCCCCUCUACUUCUCCUCCCUGUCAGUCCGGGUACCCGAAACUUGUAAAGCAUAUCAUUGCGACCCUACGGGAAUGAUCUGAAAGGUUUACAAUUUCCAUGAGUCUAAAAUACCAAUGAAAUGUGACUUUUAUGUAUGUUUCAUAUUCAAUACCAGGAAAAUUCAGAAUGUAGUGACGAGAAUGCGCAUUGUGUGGACUAUCCAUAUCCAUACAACUGAGAAAUCACGUAUCAGGUCAGCCAAGCUCAGACCCGCUUCAGAGGCCUCUACACUGGGUGGGUGCGGACGAGGGGACCUCCGCUCUGUCGGCGUCUGGGGAGUCUGGGCCACCCUUGGGGAGACGCAGGCAGCGCCCUGCACCCAUGCACCUGCACCCAGCACCCCCAGGGCACCUGAGCCUACCUCCCUCGAGUCCCAGCCUCCUAGCACGUCUAGAACACAGGCCCCAACUUGUGUACGGGUGGGUGGAGGCAUGGUCCCAAAGUAGUGGUGAAUGUCCCUCUGCUCGGGAGAGAAAGCAGGCAUGUCUUCCCCCAGGGGAAGAUGGCGCAGGGGCCUCUGCUGGCUGACAUCCGGCACCCGUCUUCCUUCUCCCGAAUGCCAACAUUUCUAGGGGGCAGGAGAUGGCGGGGUCGUGAUGAACAACACCCACAACGACCGAAAGAAAGGGCCUACCCUUCCCUCAGAGUCAGGCCUGUGCACCAUAGUCAGUACGAAAGCAUGUGAAGUCUUGGGCUGAUCGUGUCUGCUCAAGGAGAAGAGGGAGCGAUCGUGACCCGCGGUGGGGGCUGCACCCCCAGACCUGGCCGGGCCAAGCUCGUGGCUCCCGCCACAGCGGAAUGUUCCCCGUUUUUUGUUUCUGUUUUUCUUUAAAUUUGGCAGUUUCACACUGAGAUCUGUAUCCUAGUGAAUAAAAGACAGCCACUAUGUUAGGAGGGAUUUCCACUCCCACGAGGGCGAGGAAGCCAGAGGCGAUUUGGAAGACGCGCCCACGCGCUCCUGUCACUGUGUCCCCCUGUCCGAGCUGUGCGGAGAUCUAUUACAUUCUCUACUAGGUAUUUGUGUACGGUGUAUGUAUGCUUGUGCAAUUAUAAAAAAAAAAAAGUUUUGGAAAAACAGUGUAUUUAUUAAAGAAAAUCACUUAUGGGGCAUGUACAAAAUUGUAAAAAAAAAAAAAAACUUAAAAAAACACAUUCAAUUUGCCCAGUAAAGUUGUUUUUGUGAAAUUUCUGUGUUGUUGAAUAAAGGACUUUAGUAU